AUGUGGAGGAUCAAUGUGAUUUUAACCUCUCAUUUGAGCUUUACAAAUCUGAAGUGUGAAAUGAUCGACAGAACGUUUGGAAAUUUUGAAAUGUGCCGCAUCAAGGCGGUAAAUCGGACACAUAAAUAUAUAGAUAUUAAUUUGAAGUUGUAUAUACUUCCCAUCAAUAAUAUAAUGAUUAAAUUAGAUUCGAAGCGAUAUACCAAUGGAUACCGCCCAUUUUUUAUGUCGUUGACUUUCGAUUUUUGUAAGUACUUGAAGAAUCCAAACCAGCGAUCGAUGAUUUUUUUAAAAGAAAUUCACUCAACCUUCAUCAAUGCCUCAAACUUAAAUCAUACCUGCCCUUAUAAUAAUGAUAUAACGGUUAACAAGUUUUGGACUGGCAACCUGGAAAGGGCAUUCUUGCGAUAUCUUCCCGUACCCAACGGAGAUUAUGCCAUUUUUUCGACAUGGUAUUCUUCGAAUGUUCCUCGUCUGUUGGUCAACACGUUCUUUCAAAUAAAAAACUGAUGAAAGAAUAUAAAAAAUUUAAAACAAAGUAUCACGAACGUUGCAAAAUGGUGUGUAACCACAAAAUAAAUGUUGGGCAAACAUUUUAUGUUAGUUUCUAUAUGCAGCACAUACACAGAUAAGACAUCAAUACCUAUUGGAUUAAUUAUCUUUUCCAUUGAUAAUGCACCUGGUCAUUAUAUUUAAAAUAACAUUUGUUUCAAGCAUUAAACACUAUAUGUAGUUAGCUUAUAAUUCAACUGUGACGGAGUGUAUGGAAAAAUGAUUGUAUUGAUUCUUUGG
This is a messenger RNA of Drosophila melanogaster (fruit fly), 792 nucleotides long. RefSeq lists its product as uncharacterized. The record is from RefSeq and is marked reviewed. Bases 1 to 510 code for a protein of 169 amino acids. The transcript has 4 exons. Lineage: Eukaryota; Metazoa; Arthropoda; Insecta; Diptera; Drosophilidae.